Thecamonas trahens ATCC 50062 is the source of this 4381-nucleotide messenger RNA. RefSeq names its product NOD3 protein. The transcript has a single exon. The record is from RefSeq and is a predicted model, not a curated record. NCBI's taxonomy places the organism in Eukaryota, Apusomonadida, Apusomonadidae. The coding region runs from base 1 to 4368 and encodes 1455 amino acids. Gene Ontology annotation, molecular function: GTPase activator activity; small GTPase binding. Gene Ontology annotation, cellular component: nucleus; perinuclear region of cytoplasm; cytosol. Gene Ontology annotation, biological process: activation of GTPase activity; nucleocytoplasmic transport.
AUGUUUGAACAUACAGUCUCGCUUGGCUCUGCGGAGCAGUCGCUGCCGCAGUCUAUCAAGUAUCUGUUCCUCUCGGAUGCGGUGACGACGGUGGAUGUGUCGGGUCUCGGAGUGACUGACGCUGACUUGGCCUUUUUGGCAACCUACCUCUCCACAGAUGCGAUCGAGAUUGACUCGGACCCCGAGCCUGUGCUGCCGAUCGCGCCGCAAGACGCUAUUUCUAUUGUUAUGGAGCUGGACGUCUCAGCGUCGGCAUUCUCGGUGGCGGGACUGACCCUACUCGUCGAGGGCCUCUACACAAACUCGGUGCUCCGGACGCUGCUGCUGGAUGGCAACGAGAUUGACAACCGUGGGGCGCGUGCGCUCGGCGCACUUCUGGCCUCGCCGCACUCGGAUCUGCGGCGGUUGAGCCUUGUGGACAACGCCAUUGGUGACAAGGGCGCGAGGCAUCUUGUGCGUGCGCUGGCACACCCAGCCCGAGACACCGGCGCCAUGGGCAAGGCGCCAUCGCUUGUGCAGCUUGACAUGGCGUACAACACGACUUCGCCUGCGCCAUGGGCUGAGCUCCUCCAGUCGCGGACGUGCGAGGUCGAGGUGCUCAACCUCGCGUACAACUCACGGUUCACGGCCAAGGCCUCGGUCCCGCUCUUCCACGCGCUCGCCCAGUUCAACACCUCGCUCGUUGCGCUGGUGCUCGAGGGCAACACGCUCGGUAGCGAGGGCGGAACUGCGCUGGCGCGGGCACUUGCACUCAACGGCACGCUCACCGAGCUCAACGUCAACAAGACUGGGCUGACCGACGGGGCGCUGGCGGAAAUCGGUAGUGCGCUUGCGAGGAACCCUUCUCUGGUCAUUCUUCAGGCAGCAGGCAAUGAGCUUGGCUCUGGCCCUGCGGCCGACAAGGCGGCGCCUGGGACUGUCGGUCUGAGGGCGCUCGGGCGGGCAGUGGCACACAACACGACUCUCCGGGUGCUCAACAUAGCCAACAACGCCAUCAAGGCCGGGUGUGGCGCCAGCGCGCUCUUUGCACCGCUGGCCGCCAACGCGUCGCUCGAGGUCCUCGAUGCCCGUGGCAACGAGCUUGGGCUGGAGGGCCUCUCAGCGCUAGUCGCUGGCGUCCAGGGCAACCUCUCGCUGACCGAAGUCAAUGGUCUUGCACCCGACGCAUUUGUGGCAUCUGCUGGGCGCGCACUCAAUGCCACGCAUCUGGGCUCGAGCUCGAGCUCGGCGCUCUCGUCGGUGCCCGGAAGCUCCGAGUCGGUCUCGACACCGACGGCGUCGCUGUCGGGUGGAUCGCGGCGCAAAAGCGAUGCUGGCUCGUACCGAGUCUCGCUCGACGCGCUCGGAUCGUCGCUUGGGGGAUCGGGCGAGGACGAUUCGGGCGAGGGCACGACCGAGACUCAGGAGCUGCGGUCGCACGGGGUCCGGUACGUGGUCGACAUGGAGUACGUUUACCCGCCGCUGGACAUUGCGUGCAACGCGUUUACGCUCUGGGACGACGGCGUGGUUUCGCUCUCGGACCCGACAGCGACGCUGCUGGAUCUUGCGGCUGGGCUGGGCGAUGUUGAGCUUGCGACCGCACUACUUGCGACACAUUACGUGUCGGGUGCGUCUGUGGAGGACUUUGUGCUCAAGCGGGCGCUGUUGUUUGGGGUGCAGCGACCGGCUGUGCCGCUAGAGAUGCUGGCGCUGCUCCUUCGUGGGUGCCUCGCUCGCGGAGUGGCGGUGCGGUAUGACGUGGCGGCGAUGGCGGCGCUGCGGGCCGGUAAUCGGGCGGCGCUCAAGCUCCUGAACGGAGUGGCUGGCGCGUCGCCGCUGUACUGGCUGACGCCGCUGCCGCGGUCGUUGGCAGUUGCGCCGUCGCGGCCGCUGCGGGACUACUUUGCGGCGGCCGGCGAGGCGCUGAGCUCGGUCCUUGUGGCGCAUGGGGUCAACGCGCGGCGGCGACGGCUGACACUGCCGGCGCCGGACGUGCUGGAUGCGAUGGUGCGGGCACUGCCGCCGCAUGAGGGCGGGGUGCCGCAGGGCGUGUUUUGGCUCUCACGGACGCUGCACUCGGAUCCGUAUCUCCGCAACGGGCUGGAGCUCCUAGCGUCUGCGCUGACGGUGAGCACGCGGCCGAUUCUCCUUGCGCUACUCCAUGCGGCGCGGCCGGGCUCGCGGCUGCCCGUCUUUCGCGAGCAGCUGAGCGCGGCGUACCAGUUUGUGGACUCAAUAUCCGAGUUUGGGCACGGGUUCUACGGCUCGCUCCUCCACGAGAUCGGGACGGCCGGCAAUGCGCUUGCAGCCGAGGUGCUCCUUAACUCGCUGCUGGGCGCCGAGGCGCCCGAGUCUAUGCAGGGCGGGCUGUAUGCGGAGGACGCGCGCGGGCUAACACCGCUCGAGUGCGUGGUGCGCGGGCGCGGCGACGCACUGCGGUUUGCGCACGGAACGCCGUGGGCCGAGCACAUCCGGCGCGAGUACGCGAGCGUCGAGGUGGCCUUCCGCGGGAGCAUGGACCGAGAGGAGGAGCGCGAGUACUCGCGCGAACGCAACCGGAUCUGGGCGGUGCGAUAUGCGGGGCUCUGGGCCGGGGCGGUGGCUGCGGCUGUGGCGUCGGUGGUCGUUCUGCCUGCGGCGGUGCUGGGCUCUGUUGUGCGGCGGGGCGAGCCGCUGGCGCUGGUCUCGGACAUGGCAGACGAAAGGCUCGGUGGGACGCGGCUGUCGUUUAUUCCAGGCGAGGCCCAUCUUGUGCCUGGCGGUGCGACGAGCAGCGAUGUGUCUGCAGUGCUGGGGAGCGAGAGCGAGGAGCAGGAGGCGCGCGAGACGUCCGGCUCCGUCUCGACCUUUGACAUUUUGCACUACUCUACGUCGUCGCUGCUCUCACGGGUAGGCUCGUGGCAGUCUGACGGGUCGACGACCGACGGUGAGCUUGUGCUGCAGGGCUACUCGGAAGGCUCUGUGCAGGCGCCGCGCGACUUGCUUGUGGCCAAUAGCCGCGGCGACCGGCUGUCGAACGCAGUGCGGACCGAGUUUGCGCGAAGCUCCGGCUCGUGCACCUCGUGCUCGUCGAUUUCGUGGCACGCUUCGCCGACGUGGCUCCACGCAUGGCUCCUGGUUGUGGGCGUGGGGCUGGCGGUCCUCGUCUCUGCACGCGGGUGGGGCGAGACGGAGGGAGUACGGAUGGCAGCGGUGCUGGGCGGAUGGGCGUGCGCAGGCGUACUUGUGGUGACGCAGUACGCCGCGUUUGUGGCGUGGUCGCCGCGGGCGUUUGUGGUGCCGCUGCCAAAGGACGUGGCGUGGCGGAGCUCGUUUGCCAACGCUGUGGCGCUGAGUGCACGGACUGCGGAGCUUGUGCAGCUUGCUGGCCUUGCGCUGCUGGUGCAUCCGCCGAGCUGGGGUGCCGGAGCCGGGCUCCACCAGGUGCUGGAGAGCAUUUCAGGCGGUUCUGCGCGGCCACGCGGGACCGGGCUCGUGCUGCUGCUGACCGGGCUUGGGGUGUGGUGGCUGCUCGGGGUCGGCUUUGUACUGUUCAGCGUGGCCGUUCUGGGCGCGCGCGGUGCGCGGUCGCCGCUCUCGUGGCGGGCGUUCUCGUGGCGGCGGAGCUGGCUUUGGCUCGGACCGCGGCUUGUGGGCGUCGUUCCGCUGCUUGCGUCGUUUGUGGCGCCUGCGGCAGUACAGGGCGGGCUUGUGCCACUGCUCCGACUGUGCGCGCUCGGCGCCGACUGGGAGGUCGACGGUCGGGUGAGCGCGACGGUGCUUCUAGCGGCGGGCGUCCUGCUUGCGCUUUCUGCGUCGAGCGUUGGCCUGUAUCUGCGAAUGGCGGCACCGCCGACGCUUACCGAGCGGCUCGUUCCGCACGUGAUAGUCGUUGAGGUGGUGGGCAAGCUUGCCGGGGUGUUGGCACUGACGUACGCGCCGGCAGGCACAGCCUGGGCGCCGGGAGUGAUGCUCGCGGUUGCGGGGUGCGGAGUGGUUGCGCACAGUGUGUCGCAGGCUGCGGUGCAACUGACGGCGCGAAUGCGGUGGCUCUCGGUGGUCGGGUACGGGUGUGUUUGCUGGGCGGCGCUCGUCUCGCUUCUGGGCGCCGCUGGCGCUGUCGACGUCUCGACACAGCUCUUUGGCCUUGUUCUCGUGGGCGGAUGGGCGGCGUGCGGGCUCGGGCUUGUGGUUCUGGUCUGCGGCCGGAUAGUGCGCGGAUUGUGGCGGCGGCGGCGGGCCCGGCGACAUGAUCGCGCGUCGCGCGGGAUGACGCGCAAGCCGCGCGGACCGGGCGAGUCGUCGUACUCGGACCGGUAUGAUCGGACGUCAUCUGGCUGGUACUCGGUCAACGAUCGUGCGAGCAGCAGCAGCAGCCGGGAGUGCAGCAGUGCAAGCUACACCGCGUAGAAGAGUGAACGAG